UCAGUAGGAGCGCGCCGGCCGACGCAUGAAGACGGACAAGAAGUUCCUCGAGGCCCUGGUGGGUUCGCCGUUCGGCGGUGGCGGUGGGGACUACGAGGUGGCCCCGACGACCGACAAGGAGGCGUUGGGGCCCCGCGCCGGCGCUGUCGUGGUUGUGGACGACGAGGUGUUGCUCGAUGUGGACUCGCUGCCCGCCAAGCCCGAGUCCAGCAAUGCCGACGACCUGGGCUCGAGCGAAGAAGACCUGCCCCUGCGCGGCAACUGGGGCGGCAAGCUGGACUUCAUCUUCGGCUGCGUCAGCUACGCCGUCGGACUGGGCAACGUCUGGCGGUUUCCUUACCUGGCCUACGAGAACGGAGGAGGUGCUUUCCUGGUGCCAUUUUUCAUUAGCAUCGUCCUCUGCGGUGUUCCCUUGUUUGUUAUGGAAGUGUCGAUCGGACAGUAUUUGAACACGGGAGGCGUAGGCAUCUGGAACCUGGUGCCCAUGUUCAAAGGUGUGGGGUUCGCGUCGAUGACCAUGAUUGGCCUGAGCAACAUCUACUACAUCGUACUGAUCGCCUACACCCUGUACUACCUGGUUGCCUCGUUCCACAGCCCGCUGCCUUGGGAGCAGUGCGGCAAUGAUUGGAAUACCGAGCGCUGCCUCGGCAUCCGCGAAAACAUCUCUAGCCUCGCCCCGCGGAACCUCACCGCCGCCCAGGCUGUCUCGUCCGUCAAGGAGUACUGGGAGAACAAUGUGCUGGGCAUCACCAAUGGCUUGGAGGAAGUUGGUUCUCUACGACCUGAACUUGCCCUCUACCUCCUCUUGGCAUGGUUCCUAGUGUACAUAGUUAUCUGGAGGGGACUCCACCAGAGUGGCAAGAUUAUUUGGUGCACAGCGCUCUUCCCGUAUCUCAUCCUCUUCAUCCUGUUCAUCCGUGGAGUCACAUUGGAGGGCGCCUCUGAAGGGCUACUAUACUACCUGCGUCCCGACUGGAGCAAGCUCAGAGAUCCGAGGGUGUGGAUCGCAGCUGGGACGCAAGUGUUGUUCUCAUACGGCAUCGGCAUUGGUGCCAAUGUUGCACUUGGUAGUUACAACAAGUACAACCACAACUUUUACAGGGAUUCCAUGAUCGUGUGCACCAUCUGCAGUGGAACAAGUCUUUUUGCUGGUCUGGUCAUAUUCUCAGUUCUAGGUCACAUGGCCCACAUACAAGACAAGGAUGUCUCAGAAGUGGCACGAUCAGGACCUGGCCUAGCGUUCCUGGCCUACCCCGAGAUGGUGGUGCAGUUACCCUUUGCGCCAGUCUGGGCAGUACUCUUCUUCCUCAUGCUCAUCGUUCUGGGCAUUGACAGCCAGUUCUGCACCGUUGAGGCACUCGUCACAGGGCUGGUGGAUGAGUUUGCCUCUACGCUGAGACCAUACCGCCGCCUGUUCACGCUGAGCGUCGUCGUCGUCCAAUUCCUCCUGGGGCUACCCCUGGUUACUCAGGGAGGCAUGUACAUCUUCCAGCUGAUGGACUUCUUCUCGGCUAGCGGUGUCUCACUGCUGACUGUCGUCCUCUUCGAGAUUAUCGGCUUUGCCUGGAUAUAUGGUGCAAAGAGGAUCUACGCCAACAUCAAGGACAUGAUAGGCUUCACACCAAACAAGUACUUCUUCUUCUGUUGGCUUUUUGCUGCUCCCUGUGUGAUUGUGGGAAUGCUGGUGUUUUACAUAGCUGUGCCUGAGCCAGUGACAUACUCAGAUCACUACGUCUACCCCUGGUGGGGUGAGAUGAUUGGCUGGGGCAUGGCUCUUGCUUCCAUCAUCUGGAUUCCUACCUAUGCUAUUUACUACCUCUGGAACAGCUCAGGAACCCUCCUAGAGCGCAUAAAGAGAGGCGUGACCCCUCAAGUCGUGCCACGCAAGGUGCAGGAGGGCAGCCCCACCUCCGACGAAAGCCUGGCCUUAGAGCCGCCCGCCAACAUAGUGCGAGUGCUGCUCCAAGAAAAGUCCUGAUCACUCUCACCGCAAUCACCACCACUCGGUCUGAACUUCAGUUGACUUGUUUUGCGGCAACCCGGCGUGCAGAACGCGGGGUCGAAUGCCGGUUUGGCGAAACUUGACGGCGCUCGUUUCUCUGCCUGUUGGUUCGGCGAGAACACGCCGUCUCUCUCCCUCUCUCCACGUUAUCCUCUUUCACUAUCUUAAUUUAUCCUGUCUCAGCUUCGCCAAACACGUGCAAGGGAUACAAAAUGCCGGUUCGCGGCCUGUGUCUGUCCUUUCAGGGAAGCGGCACAUGCAUGCUUCCAGUAAGGGCCGCUCCUGCCAGGGACGCAGCGAAAGACGUUUACAUCACUCGCUGCUGUAGACAAUGUCGGCUGACUGUCAUUGACAGUUGUAGGAUAUAACCUGUCUUGUGGUUAGUGUGUAGGUGUAGGACACUUGUCAUUUCUGUCACAGUUAGCGUUGAGUGACAGAAGGCAGUGGAAAGAGUUCGGUUGGUUAGGAUCAAAAGAAAUUGGCAACCGUCCGUGGCAGUAACAGCCACAAGUUGUUUCCUUGUAUGAAUAUUUAGGGCAAGGACACAUGAAAAAUGGUGCGAAAUUAUCAUCACAGCAAAGGUGAUAGCAGUUUGUGAACAUGCAUCAUUAAAGUUAAACAUUAAGGUGCCCUUGCCCUUUCCCAGUUUCGUUGUGUGCCAUGACUUUAAAAUGAUGUUCGUCUUCCAAUUAAAUGAGCAUAAGAGAGAAAAAUUCCUGACAUCAUUGAAUCAGCUAGCUAGGGCAUGGCAUGAAUUCGUUCACGUCCAGUUUAACAAAAUCUAAACAAAUAUCCUCCUGCCCAGUCAUUAUGCGUUUGCAGUUCUUAUGGGGCUGUGGAUACCGAUAGUGGAUAAGAAAACUACCACAAUCUAGUUUUCAUCAUAACAGUUGUGGAUUGCUCUGGACUUCCAGUUGUGAAUGUGAUAAUCGAGCAUUGACGAGGAGAUCAUGUUGGUUAGACAGCACGUUAUAUGUGCUUGCAACUGAUACGGCAAGGUGUGGCAGUUGUUGCAGUGUAUGUGAUGCUUGGCAUUAUUCAGGCAUGAAACACUGAUAAAGGAGCCCAGAAGAUGGUAUCAUCAGUUGAAGCAUUUACUUCAGUUUUCUUGGAAAGGUGGUUGAAGAAGAGGGUUGCAUUCCACUCGUAGGCAAAGUAUGACCUAGUAUCUGGGGCAUUGUUUUAGUUGGAUAAUUUUUAAUGUGCCAUUUGGUAUUUUUCUUCUCCCUUCUGUAAAAAUGAAACACAUUUUCACAAUUUCCCCGAGGUUCAAGGAAGUGUUCCGAUCCUCAAACAUUUAUUUUCUGUACCAUUUUUUUGUUGUCAUAAUGCAGGACAUCAGAACUUUGUCCAAACACCCUGAGCUGCUGACUUUAUCUGGCAUUCCUUAAAUUAAUUUGCACAGCUGCCCAGUAUAGAUGUCAAUGAGGACAUGUUAAGUGAUACCUUUUUUGGUUCGUCCCUGAAAAAGCAGUGGCAAUAAAGAAAAAAAAAAGAAAGGCUAGAAUUUAUGCAUUAUUACACUUGUAGAUGAUGCACACUGCUGCUGACUUACUCAUAAACUUUCUGUCGGCAACUAAAUUGUCCUGCAUUGUUUCAAGACCAUGCAUAAUGAAACCAACAGUGCAUCACUUCACCAGCAUUGCUCAAACUGUGUUAAGCAUAACCUAUGUGAUAAACUUGGAUAUCCUGUCAGACUCGUGUUCAGUGGUGAAAUGUACACCUGUACGCUCUGUUACUGGUGUCCUGCGGAGAGUGUGUAUAUAGGGUGUAAAUAACACGGCACUAUACACGCAGUGCCAAAACUGUUCCACCUGUUUGUGAAACGAGCACCUUUAAAUGCAUGAAUAUGUGAAGACAGCAUGGUGCAUAUUUGUUUGUGCUGAAUAUAGUACACAUUCUGUUAAUGAGAGACGAAAACAUGCUUUACACUUCGUAUUUGUUUCCUCCUAUAGUCAUAGGUGCAUACAUGUCGGCAAAAUAAUGCAGUACGACUAGCACAAGUAUAUGUACGUGAUGCAACAGAUUCAUUGCAAGUCUGCGUGGUGCAAUUCAACGAAUUGAUUCACUGUCGAGGAUGUCCUGACCCAAUGAAAUUCGACUUCCAUGCUAUGUGCGCUUGUGGUGCGUUCACAUAAUCUUACAGCUAAAUAAUGUAAGGAGCACACAUAUGUCAGCAGCAAAAUAGUCUGCAAAGACAGAAAGCACCAAUAUACCUAUAGCCAAGGUACGCAAACGAGGCUGUACUGCUUUCAUCGGAAGAGUGCUGAGUCUUCCUGACUAUGGUAAUUUAGUGCAGUGGUAGACAGGUACAAACAAAAAACAGGCAAGGACGAGCGUUUGCUUGUGUCUGUCUGUCACGUUGCACUCAGCUACUGUAGUCAGAAUGCAAGGCCAACUAGCCAAAUAGUCGGUCCUUCUAGAGUGCUCAGGCGACCCUCACUCCCCAAGUGUUGCUUAAUUUGGAAUGUUCAACCACAUAACUUGAUUUGAUCUGAUUUUUAAAGAAGCCAUGGCUCCCACUGGUCUCUGCUUAUGCAAUGUUCCAAGACAAAACAUGCUUGGAGAUUGGUCCAUUAUGAAUAGAGGUGCUUCAAAAGCAGAAUUCCAUGGGCAAUAAAUUUUAUAGCACUUGUGAACAGAUCGAGCCAUUCUCUCAGAUUUUGCUCUGUCCUCAGUUUUUUGCCUGCUCAUCGGAGGGUGACAAUAGUGAGCUGAUACAAUAACAAACACAGGUCAGGUUAAUGUACUGAUUCCAUUCCAUUUCCAGUUUCCCUUUUUGUGCUUUUUCUGUGGUCCGAGUAUUGCGCAGUGACUAUGUUAUUACCAGGAUCAGCCUGUGUGACGGUAGACUGUAAGAAAGGAAUGGAAUAGAGUAAAAGGAAUCAUUACAUUAUAUACUGGCCACGGCUGACAGUGCAAAUUAUCUUCGUACUUCUCUCGUCAGUUUCAGAACUUCUGUGAAUGAGAGGUUUGUUCUAAGUUUACAAACCAGUGUGAUUGAUUUUAGUUUCGGGCUUUUUUAUGCAUGUGCAUUUAACCCUGCACUGCCAAAUUAAUGAAUCGGAACAUGUCUGUGAAUAUGCUACAUUCAGCAAGUUGGCUCUACAUAUUGUACAUCUGCUGUUAUUGGAUUUGUACAUGUGCUGAUGUUGAAAGCUCUUGAAACUUCCAUCUUAAUUUUAUUUUCUCAACAGUAAUCACUGCAUUUUAUGCUUUUUUUUUUUCGCUUUUGUAAAUCUUUUGUCACAGAGCAAGACGCCAAGUGAGUUUCAAAGAAUUCCUGUGUGUUGAAAUCACUUUCAUGAAGCAUUUAUAGCAAACGAAAGUGCUUUACAUGGUGAUGCACAAACGUGUUAGCUGCACAUGUAUUGUGUGUUCUCAUUAAAUUAUAAAUUUUUUCGCAAUGUUUGUAUACAUGGGAGGAUAUUACUUGCCUUCAGUGAAUUUUCUAAUAAGAUCUGUAUUUUUACAUGACUUGGAAAUCUGGCUUUGGUGUUUUGUACUUGACAAUAGCA
Dermacentor silvarum is the source of this 5520-nucleotide messenger RNA. Its product is annotated as sodium- and chloride-dependent GABA transporter 1-like. The transcript is spliced from 12 exons. Gene Ontology annotation, biological process: sodium ion transmembrane transport. The record is from RefSeq and is a predicted model, not a curated record. Bases 26 to 1978 code for a protein of 650 amino acids. Lineage: Eukaryota; Metazoa; Arthropoda; Arachnida; Ixodida; Ixodidae. Gene Ontology annotation, cellular component: membrane.